AUGAGGGGCACCAUGGCGGGCGCCAAAGCUGGCCACCGAGAUGCCGAGACCAAUGUAGGAGGCUCCAAGGGGAUGGAGCUUCUCCUGCCGGGGCUGGGUAAUAACCAUGUAGUCCUCGCCGGAGGCGUCGGCGGCAAUGUCACCUUCGGUCACGUAUUUCUGGAGCUCCCCAACGACGGCAUCACCCGCAUGGCCAUUGGGGAGGCUGAAAAUUGGGGAGGCUGA
Messenger RNA from Geosmithia morbida, 225 nucleotides. RefSeq lists its product as uncharacterized. The transcript has a single exon. The coding region runs from base 1 to 225 and encodes 74 amino acids. The record is from RefSeq and is a predicted model, not a curated record. NCBI's taxonomy places the organism in Eukaryota, Fungi, Ascomycota, Sordariomycetes, Hypocreales, Bionectriaceae.